AUGACAGGAUCCUCAAGCUCUUCCCUCGACUCUGAGGAGUAUGAGGUCGACAAACUCGUCGAUCGUCGUCGCUCUACGACGGACCCGAACACCUACGACUACAAGAUUCGCUGGAAGCACUACGACUCGGACGAUGAUACUUGGGAGAACGAGAAAGACAUCAGUGCGCCUGUUCUUCUCAUGGCUUACGAUGCCACCCAUCCAAGAACCCCUCUUGGUUCUCCCAUGCCCGAGGUUUCCGACACGUCCGCGGAGUCGGAUACUUCCGCAGCCUCGGAAAUUACCACCUCACCGAAAGUCCCGCAGUCACCCGGCUCCAUUCCCUCGUCGCUCCGCGCAGCAACCUCUCCCCAAUCCGAUGCUGAACCACCGCUUGAAGUAGGCGACAACUGGAUUUCUCGUGUCAUGGAUGUGCGAAAGCUUUCCAGUGGUCGGAUCCGAUACCUCAUUCAGUUCACGGAUGAUUUGGGCGGGGAAUAUGAAUGGAGGGACGAGUCCGAGGUGGGAACACACUUGAGAAUGUUGUUUUUUCGUGGACACUAUGACCAAGAAAAUCAACUCAAUCCAGUGACCGUCGUGGAUAACGUUGCAGUUCAGGAGGAGAAGGAGUCCGAGGAGGAUGGGGAGGGAGAGGAAAGGAAGAAGUCCGAAGAAGAGGAGCAGGCACAGACACAGAAGAUUGAUGAUAUGAGGAAGAGUCCCGUUUCGCAGCAAGUCACUCAGCCGCAAGGCACAACACCAAGUCGGGCGAUAACGCCUUCCAUGGCGGCUAGCCCUGCCCCAAUUGCACGUCUCACAGUGGUUGGCGCAGGACCUAGUGGGGCUCCUGACCCUUACGACUCCUCAGAACCUUCCAGCAGCUCUGAGUCCGAACUUUCGGAAAGCGAAGAUCUGGACAACCUUCAAGGCGGGCACCAUAGCGAUGAUGACAAGAGUUCAGAGGUGUCGGAAGACUCCGAUGACGAGCAUGGAGAAGAAAACGAGGAUGAGGAUGAGGACGAGGAUGAAGAAGAUGACCAGGAUCUUCGCAGCCAAGCCUUUCAGAACAUAUCCCAGUCCCAGCAACAAGUAGCCAUCCUAUCAACACCUACGCCAGUGCCGGCCUUGCCAUCAGCCAACAAGUACGCUAAUUACUUGCAUAACGACUUCUACCAGCUCCUUUCGCACGUUUGGGACGAUUGCAAGGACAUGCACGGCGCCUUGAACCAAAGCAAAAAGAUGGAUUUCCUCUACGUCGGGUUUCGGAUCCUUGCUUCGGUUCCGAAGGAGUUGCUUGAGGCUGUUGUGGACGGAAACGUAUCACUACUCAAGAGGGACCUCCGAGACAACCGCCCAAAUGAUCCUUGA
Molecule: messenger RNA, 1347 nt
Organism: Lasiodiplodia theobromae
Lineage: Eukaryota; Fungi; Ascomycota; Dothideomycetes; Botryosphaeriales; Botryosphaeriaceae
Exons: 1
Coding region: 1-1347 (448 amino acids)
Biological process (GO): negative regulation of transcription by RNA polymerase II; chromatin organization
Cellular component (GO): pericentric heterochromatin
Molecular function (GO): chromatin binding
Source: RefSeq, a predicted model, not a curated record